UUCUGGGCCAGGGGUCGAAAAGUAGGAGCUGUUUACGGAAGUGCAAGGUUUCGGAACUCUUCGUGGUUCAGGAAGAAAACAAGUCAGUGUGUGUUUUGUUCUUGGAACAAGGUCCUGACUCCCCAGCAGCAAGAGAAUCAAUUGAAGGAAGGAGGAAGAAGUUCCAGGAUUUGGGUAUCAUUUCUGGGGAUACUCUUCAUGGGAAACUGAGAUAGUCUGAACAGGAAUUUAGAGCUGAUCCAGAAGACAGAAAGACAGAGCAUCCCAGCUGCUGGCCAUUUUCCAAAAACAAAAGAAAAUGAUGAAGACACAGGUAUCACUGGCAUUCGAUGAUGUGGCUGUCAAGUUCACCAGGGAGGAGUGGCAGCUCCUGGACCCUGCUCAGAAGGACCUGUACCAGGAUGUGAUGUUGGAGAACUACAACAACCUGGUGUCCGUGGGGUGUCAAGUCAGCAAACCAGAUGCGCUCUCCAGAUUGGAACGAGGAGAACCACCAUGGACUUUAGAUGACAAAAUCCAUAGCCCAACCUUUUCAGAAAUCCAGGAAGUUGGUAAUCAUCUGCUGGGGAACACUCAAAAUGAAAGCAGGGUGAAUAGAAUGGAACAAUGCCAUGAAGAUAAUGCGUUUGAAACUAUUAUUCAUCAGCACAAAAGCCAUUUUGCUUUAAGGCAAAAUCAUAGUAUGUUUGACUUACGUGGAAAAACGGUGAAAUCAAUUUUAACAUUAAUAAAUCAGAGCAGAAGAUAUGGAAUAACGAACUCAGCUAAGAUUAAUAGAGAUGAGAAAAUAUUUCUCCAUGCUAACCAUGAGCAAUUUAAUACUGAAUUUAAAUUCUCUGAUUGUCGAAAAUCCAAAACUGUGAAGUCCCAACUCAUUAAGCACCAGAAAUCUCACAAGAGAGAGAAACCGCAUGUAUGUAGUGAAUGUGGGAAAGCCUUUUUCUGGAAGUCUGUGCUCAUGAAUCAUCAGAUGAUUCAUACAGGUGAGAAACCUCAUAGAUGCAGUCUAUGUGGGAAAGCCUUUUCUAAAAAGUACAUGCUCACUGAACAUCAAAGAGCUCACAUGGUAGAUAAACCUUAUAAAAACACAGAAUGUGGCAAAGGGUUUCCCAUGAAAUCAGACCUCAAUAUACAUCAGAAAAUUCAUGCAGUAGAGAAAUCUCAUAGAUGCAGCCUAUGUGGGAAAACCUUCUCCCGAAAAUUCAUGCUCACUAACCAUCAGAAAGCUCACACAGGAGAAAAACCUUAUGAAUGCACAGAAUGUCACAAGUCAUUUAUCACGAAAUCAGGACUCAACAUGCAUCAGAAAACACAUACUGUAGAGAAACCCUGUAUAUGCAGUGAAUGUGGAAAAUGCUUCAGCCGUGAGUUAAGUCUCACUGCUCAUCAGCGAAUUCAUAGACAGUCAUCCUAUGAAGGCGCAGACUGUGACAAAGUCCUUCUUAAGAAAUCAUGGCUCAAUAUACAUGAGAAAACACAUAAAAUAGAGAAAUGCUUUCAAUGCAGUGAAUGUGGGAAAGCUUUCAACCGAAAGAAACAACUAAAUUUACAUGAAAGAAUUCAUACAAGAAAGAGACCCUAUGUCUGCAAUGUAUGUGGACAAAAAUUUGCUUCCAUGCUUGAUCGUUUUAAUCAUAAAUUAAUACACACAGGAGUGAAACGUGUAGAUUCAGACAAGGUGGAAGACCCUUCUGCAGCAAGUCAGAGCUCAUCACGUACCAGUGGUCUCACGCAGCAUAAAAACCCUGUUAAUACAAUGACUAUACAAAUGCCUUCUGUGGCAUCUCAGUCUUCAGUAAACACCAGUGGACUCCUAACAAGUAGGAACAUAAUCCUUGUGGGACAGCCCAUUGCCAGAUGUGAACCCUCAGGAAAUAACAGAGAAUCUGUACAGGUGAGAAACCUUAUUAAUCCAGUGAAUGUGGUAGUGCCUUCAGUGAUCAAUUAUGUCUUAUUUUAUGUUGCAGAAAAUGUUACCCUCCAGUGAGUCUAGUAAAAGCAUACAUUAUCUCCUUUAUAUAAAAUAGACACAGAGUAAUUGCUAUAAGGGGUUUAGUUAGAUUUUUAGGAGUUAGAAAGUCCUAACAACUUCUUAUGAUAAUUUCUUCUUGAAAAACCAGUUGUUAUUGAAUUGAAUCCGACUUGUAGUAAUCCCAUGUGUGUCACAUUAAAACUGUGCUCCAAGGAUUUUCAGUGGCUUAUUUUUGGAAAGAGAUUGUAAGACCUUUCUUCUGAAGCAUCUGUGAGUGGUCUCAAACCUCCGACCUUUUGAUGGGCAGCUGAACAUUUUCACUGUUUGUCCCACUCUCUUAGUCAUCUAGUGUUGCUAUAACAGAAAUACCACAAGUGGAUGGCUUUAACAAAGAGAAGUUUUUUCUCUCAGAAUCUAGUAGGCUACAAGUCCAAAUUCGGUGAGUCAGCUCCAGGGGAAGGCUUUCUCUCUCUGUCACCUCUGGAGGAAGUCCUUGUCAUCAAUCUUUCCUUGGUCUGGGAGCAUCUCUGCACAGGAACCUGGGGUCCAAGGGAUAUGCUUUGCUCCUAGUGCUUUUUUCUUGGUUGUAUGAGGUUCCCACUCCCUGCUAGCUUCCCUUUCCUUUUAUCUCUUGAGAGAGGAAAGGUGGCAUAGGCCACACCCCAGGGAAAAUCCCUUUACAUUGGAUCAAGGAUGUAACCUGGUAAGGGUGUUAUAAUCCCACCCUAAUCAUCUUUAACAUAAAAUUACAAUCACAAAAUGGAAGACAACCACAGAAUACUGGAGAUCAUGGCCCAGCCAAAUUGAUACACACAUUUUUGGGCGAACACAUUUCAACCCAUGACACCCACCUACGGACUCCUGGGGUAAGGACUGCUUGUAAUGAUACUAAAACAACCUAGGAAAAAAAUACCUUUUUUUUUUUUCUUUUAGCUUGCUCAUAUCUUUUUCCCUGGGUAGAUUAUGAAGUUCUUUUUUUAUUUUAUUCUGCUUUAAGUGAAAGUUUACAAAUCAAGUCAGUCUCUCAUACAAAAAUUUAUGUACACCUUGCUAUAUACUCCUCGUUGCUCUCUAUAAAUUUCUUGAUAGUUCUUGUGACUAUUUAAGUUUUAAAGUUAAAAAAAAACAAAAUUAAAACUUUACUUUCUUAUGGCAUUAGCCAUAUUUGAAGUGUUCAGUACCCAUAUGUGACUGUUGCCUAACAGUUUGGACAGCCCAGACAAUGAGUAAGACUUUGUAGCUCUUAUAUGGCUAGAAGGUAUAUACUGGGAGAAAUGUCCGUUAUUUCUGUCAUUACAGAAAGUUAUAUUGGAGAGCAUCGGUUUACAUCAUUUUAUAUUUCCUAGCACACAGAAAACUAACAUAUUGAUUUGCAAAGUGAAUGAGUGAACCAGUAAACUAAUCUAAGAGUGUUUUGUCAUUGAAGUGAACGGGCCAUUGGAACGUAGUUUACAGAAUGGAAUUGUCACCCAGAAACUUUCUUGAGGUAUUCAAUAGUGAUUCUGAGACAUAUACUAGGGUUGAAGAAAUAAAUAAAUCAAUUUUAGAUAAUAGCAGCCAGAUUUUUCACUCUCAGAGAAAGAAACUACAACUAACCUACGAGGAAAGUGUAUAAGGAACUUUAUGGUGCUGGAUUAGAGUGGAAUAUAAAAAUAUAAAUUCGUAUUUACUUUAGUAUGUGUAUCAUUAGGCAAAUGCAGAAAUACUUACAGAUGAGUGUAUACAUGGGUUAUUCGCUGUGUUCACAGAGAGGACCUAGAAGCAGUGACACCCCAGUAGCACUGAGCACACUCCUGUCCAGAUCUUAGUUUCUAAAUACCACUCUCCACUGAGAGAAAUCAAAUACCUUUGGUGAAAUGAGUGAUUCUAGGGCUGGGACAGGUAGAAUACAAGAUUAGCCUGGAACACCUUGAAGUGACAGUAAAGAAUUGCUUUAAAAACAAAAGGAUAGGGACAUGUCAGAGGGACAAAGGAGCCAACCUGAAAUAGCACUGAACAGCUAAAGCUGAAAUAAUUUUAGUCACAUAAUAAUGAUGCUAACAGAUUAUAUAGUCCAAAGUAUAUGUGUUGGGAUCAGUCUGGGAACAGCCUGCUGGCUUCCUUUUGAGCUACACAUGAAUCUUGUGCUUAGGACCAGAAGUGUCAGCCUGGCUGCUCUGGGGGGAUGAGAGUGUAGGCUAACUCCCUUGCGUAGGUUUCUUGACCCAAAACACAUCGUACAGCAGAUCGUGGCCUCUCAGCUCAUCUUCCCCUCUUGUCCUGAGCAUAUGUCAGUAUUUUGCUAAAUGUGUGCAUUAUAUCGCACGUGGAUAACCCCAUUUUUAUAUCUUUUCCUGUUGGGGAGGGAAGGAGGUCUUCUGCAUCACAAGAGGGGCGCAUGCAGACCAUCAUACCUGCAGCAGCUGCUGUGGGGAGUGACAUGCUGGCCAUAGGGGUCGGAAUUCCACUACUGAAGCUGACCUUGCUCUGUCCUUCCUCUGGCUGAGUAAAGCAUUGUUUUAUCCAGUUCCUGAGUGUAAGUCGUGUCUUUCUUGGCUAUCCUCAUACCUCCAACUAUAGACUGAGUUACUAUUCUUGUAAAAAUGUUAGGGCGGCGACUAACCUCCUCUAACUUCACAAGGGGAAGGAGAAUCAAGAUCAGCACCCCAAGGCUUUUUCCUGUUGGGUAGAGGUCAGACAUACCUCCUUUCUCCAAACUUUUUAAUAGUUCUGACACCAGUUAUCCCUCCCACAGCACCCUCUACUUCUCUGCUGUGUUUGGUAAUUCAUUGCAAUGGCCACACAGAACUCACAGACUAUGCUCACACUUAUGGGUUUAUUAAGGAGGUAACAGGUUACAAUUCAAGUUUAGAAAUACUCAGAAUACAGUUCUUCAAUCAGGACAGCCUCUUCCCAACCGUGCCACAGGCAGGCCUCUCCCUGGCCCUUAGCCUCUCAUGCCCUCGAGCCUCUUGGGCCAGCUCAGUCUCUGCCCUUCUCAGGCAAGUGUUACAAAGCUCUUUAGCUCUACCGAUAAGUACCCAGAAUAACCCCACUUCACCAGUAAUCCUUGGCCUGAAGGCACUCUGCUCUAACUCCGUGGGGUUGGCAAGCCUAGCUCCACCGACAAGUCCCCAGAGGCACCCCACUCUGCCAGCAAGCCUCACGUCCUAAGGUGCUUGGCUGUCUCCGUCAAUUGGGUCAGUCGGUUGGGUGGGUCUGCAAACCUAGCUCUGCCAAGUGCCCUGAGGCACCCUACUCCACCAGCAAUCCUCCUGCCCUAAGGUGCUGUUUUCUUUUUUAAUGGUCUGGGAUGCCCACUGUACUGUCUCCUGCGGGUCUUCUGGUACUGCUACCUCUGCUGCUGCCAUUUCUCUGCAGCUGCUUCUCACCAUCUCUGGUGUUACAGCUCUCACUCUCCAUCUCCUGGGCCUAGGAGGUUCCCAACGCAGGGAUCCUGAAUCCAAAGGAUGCGCUGCACUCCUGUCUGUUCUUCUUGGUGGUAGUCAAGUCCCCACUUUGGCCUCUGGGAUAGCUCAUUUUAAGCCUAAUGGGAUGGCAAAACUGAAUAAUCCCCUUGUUAGGGUUCCACACACCUUCUGGUCUCACCCCCAUAAGAAUGUCAUACACCUUAUUUGUACUAUUAGCAAGCUGUCCAUUCCCCUUGGUGGGCCAAACUGAAGAUGACUUGAGGCACUUACUUAUGAAGAUCAAAGACAACAGCCUUCAGUAUGGAUUACACCUCAACAUAAAACAAAAAUCCUCACAACUGGACCAAGAGGGAACAUCAUGAUAAACAUAGAAAAGAUUGAAGUUGUCGAGGAUUUCAUUUUACUAGGAUCCACAAUCAACACCCAUGGAAGCAGCAGUCAAGAAAUCAAAUGACACAUUGCACUGGGCAAAUCUGCUGCAAAAGACCUUAAGUCAGUUUCUCAUACAAAAACUUAUACACACAUUGUUAUGUGAUCCUAGUUGCUCUCCCUGUAAUGUGACAGCACAGACCUUCUCUCCACCCUCUAUUUCCCGUGUCCAUUCAACCAGCUCCUGUCUCCCUCCGCCUCCUCAUCUCGGCUCCAGACAGGGGCUGCCCACUUAGUCUCAUGUGUCUACUUGAGCUAAGAAGCACGCUCUUCAUCAGUAUCAUUUUAUGUCUUAAAGUCCAGUCUAAUCUUUGUCUGAAGAGUUGGUUUCGGGAAUAGUUUUAGUUUUGGGCUAACAGAGAGUCUGGGAGCUAUGUCCUCUGGGGUCUCUCCAGUCUCAGUCAGACCAUUAAGCCUGAAAAGACCUCUGUAAAUUGUUAAAAAGCAAAGAUGUCACCUUGAAGACUAAGGUGCGCCUGACCCAAGCCGUGGUGUUCUCGAUAGCCUAAUAUGCAUGUCAAAACUACAUGGUAAAUAAGGAAGACUGAAGAAGAAUUGAUGCCUUUGUAUUGUGGUGUUGGAGAAGAAUAUUGAAUAUACCAUGGACUUCAAAAAGAAUGACCAAAUCUGCCUUGAAGAAGUAUAUCCAGAAUGCUCCUUAGAAGCAAGGAUGGCUAGACUAUGUCUCAGAUACGUUGGACAUGUUAUCAGAAGGGGUCAGUCCCUGGAGAAGGACAUCAUGCUUGGUAGAGGGUCAGUGAAAAAGAGGAAGACCCUCAAUGAGAUGGAUUGACACGGUGGCUGCAACAAUGGGCUAACACAUAACAAUGAUCGUGAGGAUGUUGCAGGACCAGGCAGUGUUUUGUUCCAUUGUACAUAGGGUUGCUAUGAGUCGAAAACGACCUGAUGACACCUAACAACAACACACUAAUGUAGCCUCGUUAGUAUAGCAAAGAAAACCCUAUUUCUGAAUGAGAUUACAUCCACAAGUAUAGGGGUUAGGAUGCUGACACAUCAUGUGGAACACAAUUCAAUCCACAAUAGCUCUCAACGUGGAACUUCUGUGUCCCAAAAAGGGAUGUGCUAUCUUCCCACCUAUAGGAAUGUCUUUUAUGAACCAAGAAGUCCAGGAAUCUUUAGUAUCCAGAACUUUUAUUGAGGGCCUCAUUACAUAUUUUAAUUACAGUUCCCCCUCCUUAGGUUGGUCGAUAUCAUGAGGUUCGUAUCAGGAGGUUGAUAUCAUGUGGUGUGUCUUCCUGGCACAGUCAGCCUCCACCCAACACAAGGCAUAAACCUUCAGGUGUGGUUUGGAAUACUCAUCAAAGACACUUAAACCAUUGGGGAAAAUGAAAGGUUUUAUAUGGGAAUUGUUUGUAGUAUCUUUGCAACUUUUGUGUAAAUCUAAUUUUUUCCUAAAUAAAAAAAGGUUUAUUAAAAUCAGAUAUUUGAUUUCAUCACUGCUUAGUAUAAACACGUGUAUGUUAUAAAAAAAUUAUGUGCUAGAGGUUAGGAUUUACAACACAUUUUACGGGGGACACAAUUCAAUCUAUAACAUUCUACCCUUUGGACCGCAAAAAUUCAUGCCGUGGCCAUGUGCAAAACACAUUCACCCCAUAACAUGGUCCUAAAAGUGUUAAAUCUUAUCUUCUAAAUCAAAUAUGGGUGAGACUUUAGGCAUAUUCCAUUCUGGGGCAAAAUUCCUCCAACUAUGAACCUGUGAAAUCUAAAAGUUACCUGUUUCCAAAAUACAAUGGUGGAACAGGCACAUGGUAGACAUUUCCAUUACAAAUGGGAGAAAUUGGACAGAAAGAAGGGAUAAUGGACACCAAGCAAGUCCAAAACCCAGCAGAACAAUUUACAUUAGUUCUCAAGGCUUGAAAAUAAUCCUCUGUUCUUUGGAACCAUCUAGGCAAUGCCCCUGCCCUCCAGAUUCUAGGUGUUGGCCAUGCUGUCUGGGUUUUGGGUGGAGGCUUCUCGGCCCUGGGCCUUAGCUCCGCCUUCCAGGCUCACUGGGAUGACAGCUCUGCUCCCUCAGCUUUGGGCAGCCCCAUUCUCCUAGUCCAUCUGAGUGGCUGCCCCACCACCUCAGCCCCAGCAGGCACCAUCCUUCUGCUCCUUGGGCGUGACAGCCCUACCCCCUUAGCUUUGGUUGGUGGCCCCAUUCCACAGGUAUGCCUUAACAGUAACCUGUAAAAACAGCGUGGAGGCAGUGUCUGAGCUCCUCUAACUUCACAAGGGGGAGAAGAGAAUCAAGAUCAACAUCCCAAGGCUGAUUCCUAUGAGGUGGAGUUCAGACAUGCCUCCUCCCUUCACCAUCUUUACUAAUCCUGACAACAACUGUUCGGCCCACAGCACACUACUUCUCUUUUGGGCUCGGUAAUUCA
Loxodonta africana (African savanna elephant) is the source of this 8195-nucleotide messenger RNA. RefSeq names its product zinc finger protein 350-like. Gene Ontology annotation, biological process: regulation of DNA-templated transcription. Bases 299 to 1987 code for a protein of 562 amino acids. Lineage: Eukaryota; Metazoa; Chordata; Mammalia; Proboscidea; Elephantidae. The record is from RefSeq and is a predicted model, not a curated record. The transcript is spliced from 5 exons.